AUGAGGCUCAUCAACGUCGAGUCGCUAACCCUGGAGGAGUUCAUGGCGGGCGGCGCUCAGGCACCGCCCUACGCCAUCCUGUCGCAUACCUGGGAGGACGAGGAGGUCACGUUCCAGGACUUUACCAACCCCGACCCGGAGGUGCGAUCGCGGAAACAAGGAUUUGCCAAGAUCUCGAAAACGUGCGCGUUGGCGGAGAGCGAAGGGCUCAAGUACGCCUGGGUGGACACUUGCUGCAUCGACAAGACGAGCAGCGCCGAGCUGACGGAAGCCAUCAACUCCAUGUUCCAGUGGUACCGAGACGCCAUCACCUGCUACGCUUGGCUCGCCGAUCUGCCGAGCUCCGCAGUCGUCGGCGGCCGGCCAGAGAGGUCGAGCCUGGGCGGGUGCCGGUGGUUCACGCGCGGGUGGACUCUCCAGGAGCUAAUAGCGCCUCGGGCGGUGCAGUUCUUUGAUCAGGCAUGGGUCCCGUGCGGUACCAAGGCAAGCAUCGGCGAUAUGCUUUCGGAGAUCACGAGGGUGAAGGCGAGCGUCUUGGAGGAUCCCGAGCUCCUUCCGACCCUCUCCAUCGCGGAGAGGAUGUCCUGGGCCGCUGCCCGGCAGACUACUCGGGUCGAGGACAUGGCAUACUGUCUGCUGGGGAUAUUUGACGUCAACAUGCCGAUGCUGUACGGCGAAGGACCCAGGGCCUUUCUCCGGCUACAGGAGGAAAUCGCACGCGAAAGCAACGAUCUCAGCAUAUUCGCGUGGAGAACCGCCGAGGCGAGUCGCCAGCAUUCCGGCGUCUUCGCCGCGGCCCCCACAGACUUUGCCCAGUCGGGAUCGGUUCAGCUCGCAGGCGACACCGUCUACAGCCCCGAGUUCCUCUUGACCAACAAGGGCUUGCGCAUGAACGUCAACCUCUAUUCGGGCAAGGGGGACACGUACCUCUUGAAGUUGAACUGCGAGGAGACGACAGCCAGCGGGAAGCAGCCCGUAGGCAUCUUGAUCAAGCCACAUGGCGGAGGCGUCUACAGCCGGGCGAUGCUCUCGGAGUUUGGCGUGGCGGCGGCGGAAGACGCGGGAAAGCUGCGCGAGGUGUUCCUCUUCAGGCACCUCAGCGCCGCCCAGUCCAAACGACUGGAGACGAGCGACAGCAACGCCUUUAUGCUGCGCAAGGGGCUCAACACAGCGGAGGAGACGCACUAUCCCGACUUCCCCUUCUCGACGAGCUUCGUGAUGCCCAAAGAGGAGUGGGACUCGCAGCGGCGGAUGCUCUUCACGGAGGGGGCGGCCGAGUUCUGCGGGUACGCCCUGUUCGUGAGACGCGACGGCGUGCGGCCCGACGGGGAGCUGGGUGCGGGCGCCAUGUUCCUGGUGACGUUUGGCAAGAAGGGCGACGAGGAGGCGUGGGUGUCGCUCUUUGACGUCAUGAACCACGGGGCCGUCUUCAAGGACAUGUACAACGUCACCAACACGCUCGCCGCGGUGAAGAGCCUACCGCGCAACUCGACGGUGCGGAUGAGGAACGACAUGAACCACCUGACGACCAGGGUCGGGGCCAGCAUCAAGAAGGAGACGGUGGACGGCAAAGUGGUCCAUUGCGUCGAUCUCGUGUAUCUGCAGGGGCCCGACGACGGGGGGCGACGAGGCUCCAUGUGA
Molecule: messenger RNA, 1641 nt
Organism: Purpureocillium takamizusanense
Lineage: Eukaryota; Fungi; Ascomycota; Sordariomycetes; Hypocreales; Ophiocordycipitaceae
Exons: 1
Coding region: 1-1641 (546 amino acids)
Source: RefSeq, a predicted model, not a curated record